CUGUGGCGGAGAAGCUGGAGGAGGAGAAAGUGAGAAGACUUGUUUCUGCUGGAGAUCCGAGUCUCCAUCACCGAGCAGAGCAUGUAGCUCGCUGACAUCGGCAACUACUGGCGUUGGAGGAACCACAGAACUCGGACAGUAAUGGUGUCAGGAGGUUGAGGUGGAGGCGGUCCAGGAGCCUCAGUGAUCCACCACAAAGAUGUGCUGCGACGGGGAGACUGAGGGAAACAUCGGGUUGACCAGGAUACUCAAUGUCGACUAGCUAAGCAGCUACCCGCUGACUUCUGCAGCUCGGAAAGUCUCGUUUCAUUCAGAGGAGCUAACAUGGCAGAGGAUGAUGACUGAAGGAUAACGUCUACAGAGUCACAUUCCCUCAAUCCAAAGCGACCUCACUUUCCCCCCCGUCCUCUGCAGACUGAGUUCUUCACGAAAUGCAUGUUCUCCACACCAACGCCAUGUUAGCUUGUUAUAAACUGGCUGUCUGUCCUCCAGGUGAGCUUCCAGACCAACAGACAGGAUGAAGCGAUGACAGUGUGACUGGACAUGAACUCACUGAACAUCUGAGAUUGCUCCCUCAGUCUGUAGGAUUACCCAUCACCGCUUCCCUCCCAGCUCCGUCCAUUUCCUGGUUUCAUUGGGCCAUGGUUCGUAAGAAAGGUUCUCUGAUAUUAUGUGGAGCUUUCCUGUUUGUUGCCUGGAAUGCUUUGCUUCUGCUUUAUCUUUGGGGUCGACCUCCCAUCGGCCGCCUUGGAGAGGGUGGCGGAGCCGAACCAGGAGGAAAGGAGGAGUGGGGGGUUGGAAGGAGUAAAGUGGAUCGAGUUAACCUCGCUGGGGAGGUGAUUCGGCUGGCAGAGGAGGUUGAAGUUCAGCUUGAAACCCAGAAAAAACUACUGAAGGAGAUUGAGAGUCACCGGGCCGUGUGGGCUCGGCAGAAGGACGUUGGGAAAAGAGAAACCGAUUAUGUGAAAGAAGACAAAGAGGUGGUCAUCCACCCGCCACCAGAAACUCCUGGUCCUCUGAAGAACGGUGGGGGUGUCAGGGACCAAAGUGAUGUGAAACACACUCAGAAACCUGCUCAGACAGCAGCUCCAGGAUCAGAUUUACCAGAAUUUCAGGACAACAUCAUCAGCACCAAACUGACCCCUUCAGCUGGAAGCCCAGAAGUCAUCAUUCCCAUCCUGGUCAUCGCCUGCGACAGAGUCACCGUCAAACGCAGCCUGGACAGACUCAUCCAGUACCGCCCCUCUCCAGAUCUCUAUCCAAUCAUCGUCAGUCAGGACUGUGGCCACGCAGACACGGCUCGUGUGAUUGGUUCAUACGGAGAUCAGGUGACGCACAUAAGACAACCGAACCUGUCGGACAUCAGAGUCCGGCCAGAGCACAGGAAGUUUCAGGGCUACUACAAGAUCGCCAGACAUUAUCGAUGGGCCCUGAACCAGGUGUUCAACACCUUCUCCCAGUCCACAGUGGUCAUCGUAGAGGACGACCUGGAGGUGGCACCAGACUUCUUUGAGUACUUCCGAGCCCUGUAUCCCAUCCUGCGCUCUGACCCCACGUUGUGGUGUGUUUCUGCCUGGAAUGAUAACGGCAGAGAUGCCUUGGUGGAUCCAUCCAAGGCCGACCUCCUCUACAGAACGGACUUCUUCCCUGGUCUGGGCUGGAUGCUGCUGAAGGAGAUGUGGGAUGAACUUGAACCCAAAUGGCCCUCGGCCUUCUGGGACGACUGGAUGCGCCAACCUGAGCAGCGAAAGGACCGCUCCUGCAUACGGCCUGAAAUCUCUCGGACUAUCACCUUUGGUCGUAAAGGUGUGAGUUUAGGUCAGUUCUUUGACCAGUACCUUCGCUACAUUAAGCUAAACAUUGAGUUCGUGCCUUUUACUAAACAUGAUUUGUCUUAUUUGCUGAAGGAGAAGUAUGAUGAGACGUUUGUUAAAGAGGUUUAUAGUGCCACGCUGGUUAAGAUUGAGGACCUGCAGCAAGGGGGCGGUUUAAGAGGACCUGGACCAUACAGGGUGCAGUACUCCAGCAGGGAUAGUUUUAAAGUCUUCGCUCGAAAUCUUGGGGUGAUGGAUGACUUAAAAUCUGGAGUUCCUCGUACAGGUUACAGGGGCAUUGUCAGCUUCCUGCACAGGGGCCGAAGGGUGUUCUUGGCCCCACCAGAGGGCUGGACGCAGUACGACACCAGCUGGAGCUGAUCCGGACUCCAUGCAGGAAUACCCUCCUAGACCAAAGAAUAACAAACCUAGAGAUGGGAUGUCACUAGAGAUGGAAGGCCUGUUUCCAGCUUCUUAUCCCUGAACAUCGAGGAUAUCCCUUUGCUCUUAUAAAACUCUUAUAAAACCCACAAACCCAUUUUAAAAGAGCUGCUGGACACGUGCCUUUCUGUCUGAAAUGAAGUUUUAACAUCUGAUGUUUGCAGCAGCUGCAGGUGGCGUCUGACAGUCGGCAGUGUCAACGAGUGAGAGCUUCUCUUGUAGUCAGCACAGAGUUGUUCAGAUCAGAGCGGAGCUCUAAAUGCCUCCUAACACGACUUACAGGAAGAAGAAGAGGUCUCACACGGAGCCAGAUGCAUCACACCUGAAGUUUCUUUCCGUGCAGUUAAUCAGAGAAACGUUAUGAAGAAAUUCCCAUGAUCCUCUGUGUCUGAAUGAAGUAAAUUGAAGAAAACUGUUAAUAUGAAGAAUGAUGCAUUUAAAAGAUAUUUUAGGACUUUCUGGUGUGUCUGAGACUAAGAUGAUGGAGCCUGAAAUGUUCCUGAUGGACACCCUGAUGUUCUGGUUUUUGUAGAGCUGUGGUUUGGUCAGUUUAGGCCCCAUGAAGAAGAUGGAUGAAAUGAUUAUCACUGUACUGUAAUAAUGACGGGAGCUGAACAGCUGAUCCCUCCUCUGUAUGGUGAUGUGAUGAGCCACUGCCUGAACUGUUUCUAACUUUAAUACACUAUGAAUAAAAUCAACUAUUUUGA
This is a messenger RNA of Melanotaenia boesemani (Boeseman's rainbowfish), 2962 nucleotides long. It is a transcript of the gene mgat1b, whose product is annotated as alpha-1,3-mannosyl-glycoprotein 2-beta-N-acetylglucosaminyltransferase b. Gene Ontology annotation, molecular function: alpha-1,3-mannosylglycoprotein 2-beta-N-acetylglucosaminyltransferase activity. The record is from RefSeq and is a predicted model, not a curated record. Gene Ontology annotation, cellular component: Golgi apparatus. Gene Ontology annotation, biological process: protein N-linked glycosylation. NCBI's taxonomy places the organism in Eukaryota, Metazoa, Chordata, Actinopteri, Atheriniformes, Melanotaeniidae. The coding region runs from base 642 to 2195 and encodes 517 amino acids. The transcript has 3 exons.